AUGAAUAUUCCUGUGAACUCUUCCCAGUUGGAUCUGCCACUGCCCCCAGGCUUCCUGACCAUCGAGGAUAUUCGAAACCUGCCAAAUGAUAAGAUUGCAGCCAUGACCAUGAUCAAAAGUGUCUUUGGCUUCGUAAAAGACUUUCAGCCGCCGAAAAAAUGUGAUCGAGGUACCGACUACAAGUGUGCGAUUGAAAUUAAAGAUCUCUCAACCAAAUACGAAAGUUAUGGCUUUAAGGUCGAUGUCUUUUGGUCGGAACCAGAGAAAAUGCCAAAGUUUUCUGGACCAGGUGAUGUGGUCCUCAUACGCAACGUCAAGGUCCAGAUGCGGAGUGGAUCCAUAUCACUAAUCGCUAACAGAGGGACCGUCUUCCAUGUUCUCCUGUCCAAAAAAAUCCCGAGGAAGGAUUCACCAGAAAUUAAAGCUCCAUGGCAAUCAUAUCCACCAGGCAAAAGCCAGUAUCCACCCAAUGUUGAGGAGACCAACUACGUAAUUUGGGCACAUUGCCAAUCUCAGGACAUGGGCCUGCCGUCUAGCAAUGAGUUCCAGCAGAAGUCAAUCCAGGCAAUUCAAGGCAGAAACCAUGACAAGUUCAGCCUGCUCAAAGACAUAAAGCCUGAAGGCAGAUGGCAUGACAUUUUGGGACAAGUCAUUAGACUUUACGACUCGAACCUGUUCUCAAUCUAUCUAUCCGACUACACCUACAAUAAGUACUUCCAUAAGUACUCCUGGCCCGGCGUUAGAGAUGAAUCUGGUAGUCGAGAUGGGGAUGAGUUCGCAUACACUAAAUUUCACGAUAAGCACAAAGACCAGUGGCCAGGACCCUUUGGCCAGUAUACAAUACAGCUUACGCUCUUUGACGAGCAUGCAAGCUUCGCGCGGGAAAAUCUCAAAGUUGGUCAGUGGGUUCUCUUGAGCAAUGUACAGAUGCAAAUGGGUAAAAAUGGAGGAACGCUUGAGGGCUUUGUGCGUGGAGAUCGGGGUAAGAUCAACGUAAGAAUUUUGGAGCAAGCAGAGGGAAAAGAUUGUCCCGAUCCUCGGCUGAAGGAUGCGUUACGUCGAAAGAUGAAGUACGAAUCGAUACAGAAGAAGCAAAUUCUCAGUGAAGACGGUGAGCUCGGUAACAAGCGAAAAGCUGAAGACGGGGAAUCACUCGAGGGCAAUUCCAAACAGCGUCGAAAAGCAAUGCGUGCAGCAGCUGAAAAAUCAGCGGCUGAUCUGGAGGCAAAGGAGGCAGCAAGGCUGAAUCUCAAUAACAACAUUCGAUGUGCACAUCCGACCAUUGAACCUUCACCGAUUGAGGUGAUCCUCCGGCCAGAAAUGAUUGUGCGAGAAGGCAGUGUCUUUGUCCCUUCAUCAUUUACUUGCAAAAGAUACCGAGCCAACGUCCGAGUCAUUGACUACGCUCCUGAUAGGAUCGAGGACUUUGCAGUGUGGCGUCGAGUAAGUGAAUAUGAUCAGCUAUCAGACUAUAGUGGAGGGGAAGAUACCGACAUAGAGGAGGAUAUGCGGUCCUAUAAGAACGGGAAAGGAUAUGCCAAGAAAAUUUGGGAGUGGAGAUUUUGGCUGAAAGUCGAAGAUGCCAACCCCAAGGGACCGAAAAAGCGAAUGUGGAUAAUCGUGGAUAACCAUGCGGCACAGGGCUUGUUAGGUUUAGAAAAUGAUGCAGCAAAUCUCCGAAAAGAGCCAGACCUACUGGCUGCGCUCAAGGAACAGCUCUUCAAACUAUGGGGUGACCUGGAAGAGCAGAAGUCUGCAGCUUUACCGCCACAAUCUACAGCGAACAAAAAAACUCCCUCGCCAAUCGACUCGACAGCAAAAUCGCCAGCUAGCAACAUUUACGCACAACCUGAUCUCGACAGCGAUUCCGAGACUGAAGAAGCUGUGUCAAAACCACCUAUUCUUGAAAAGAAGCUGUCAGCUUUGAACGAUCAGAACGGCAAUACACCAUCCGAUGUCUCAAAUGGGCUGAAGCCGAAAAACAAGGCAUUUACCUGUUGCAUACAACAGUAUGGAAUUAAAGAACCAGAAAAGGAUCGCUCCAAAGCGAAUGCCGGUGACGGAAGGAGAUGGCAGCGGAUUUUUGGUUUAUUCGGGACGCAGAUUCUCUAA
Messenger RNA from Drepanopeziza brunnea f. sp. 'multigermtubi' MB_m1, 2112 nucleotides. RefSeq lists its product as uncharacterized. Gene Ontology annotation, molecular function: G-rich strand telomeric DNA binding; telomerase inhibitor activity. The record is from RefSeq and is a predicted model, not a curated record. Gene Ontology annotation, cellular component: chromosome, telomeric region; nuclear telomere cap complex. Gene Ontology annotation, biological process: telomere capping; regulation of telomere maintenance via telomerase. Lineage: Eukaryota; Fungi; Ascomycota; Leotiomycetes; Helotiales; Drepanopezizaceae.